UACAGAAUCUGAGCAAGUAGAACAACAAAAUCUCUUGAACAGUUUAGCCUAAAUAUCCCCUGCUCUUUUGAAACAGCCCAAGUACCUAACCGCAAAUAGUUUUCCCGCUGUUUCGUCACCUGUCAGGUGGUGCGAAGGCAGUUAAUCAACAGACACAGUCCAUGUGGAUCCGUUCCUGGGCAAAACCUUUACAAUGGCUCUCGCGGCCCUCCUGUGGGAGAUGGCUCGACUGUGGUGGUCUAAUAUGAGCGGUGCGGUUCUGAUGGUCUCCGUGGCGGCGGUAGGACUGUGGUUGGCAGUGUUUUAUCUGAGCGACAGGAAGAAGAAAAGGAAUCUAUGGCAGCAAGCAGGACGGGACGUGAUCGUGGUACACUGUCCUUCUCCGGGUCGUUUCACCCCGAACUUGUCACCUUUUGUCCUGAAGCUGCUCACCUUUCUGCGCCUUGCUGGCCUACCGCAUUUGGUGGACCACAAAGAACCAUUCGGGCCGAAAGGUAAAACUCCAUGGAUUACUCUCAAUGGCGAGGACUUUACUGAUUCUCACCUGAUCAUAGAUAGGCUGUCUCGUCAGUAUAACAUUGAUUUGACAGACUCCUUCACGGAAGAACAGAAAGCGGCUGCAAAGGCUUUUACUAUUAUGAUUGACGAGCAUGUUUGCUGGUGCUUGAGGGCGUGGCGUUUCAACGAGGACGGCGGCAGGAACCUGAAGGAGGGAAUGAGCUUACCUUUCUACAAACGGCUUCUCUUCCCUCUGUUCAUAUGGCAACAGCGGAAUGCACUGUGGCACCAGGGCGUGGGUCGCCACUCGCACGACGCGGUGAGGGCAAUGAUGAAGGAAGACCUGCUGGCUCUCUCGAAGUACCUCGGUAACAAACCCUUUCUGAUGGGUGACACGGCAUGUGUAGUGGACUGUUCUAUGUUCGCUUUCUUAGCAAACAUUUUGUAUAACUACAAUCGUUCUCCAUACUAUGCUGUCAUAAAUGAAGAGCUGGCGAAUUUACGGCCGUACGUAGACCGUCUGAAGAGCCAGCUGUGGCCAGACUGGGACGAGUGUCUGGCGUCGGCUUGACCUCCCGCGCGGCCCGGCUCGUCCUGCGCCGCCCCUUGCGCGCUCUUCUUGGAUAUUUGUCAUUUUCUGUGAAAUAAAUAUAUAUUUUU
Messenger RNA from Penaeus indicus, 1158 nucleotides. Its product is annotated as failed axon connections homolog. The coding region runs from base 194 to 1069 and encodes 291 amino acids. NCBI's taxonomy places the organism in Eukaryota, Metazoa, Arthropoda, Malacostraca, Decapoda, Penaeidae. Gene Ontology annotation, cellular component: cytoplasm. The record is from RefSeq and is a predicted model, not a curated record. The transcript has 6 exons.